Messenger RNA from Ipomoea nil (Japanese morning glory), 2180 nucleotides. RefSeq lists its product as uncharacterized. The record is from RefSeq and is a predicted model, not a curated record. The transcript has 7 exons. The coding region runs from base 36 to 2180 and encodes 714 amino acids. Gene Ontology annotation, molecular function: protein binding. Lineage: Eukaryota; Viridiplantae; Streptophyta; Magnoliopsida; Solanales; Convolvulaceae.
AUAUCAUUGAGUUGAGAAGGAGUGAAUUUGCAUCAAUGGCUUCUCAAGGCAACAAUGUUGAUGAUCUUGAAGCUGGUAAUUAUGUGGAUGAAGAAGAUUUCAGCAAAUACAAACUUCGGGGUACAGUGAAUGGGAAAUGGAAGGAAGAUAAAAAGUUCAUGGAGUAUAACAAUGUUGAAGAUAUUGAAGCAGGUAAGGAUGUGGGUGAAGAAGAUUUCAGCAAAUGCUUGACACUGUACCAAGCCACAGUGCAUGGGAAAUGGGGGGAAGCUCAAAAAUUCUUGGAGGAUAACAAUAACCGUGCAAUCCUCAUAGCUCCUAUCAACUCCCAGAAAAACACUGCAUUGCAUGAUGCUGCUAAAACAGGUAAUAAGGUUUUUGUGGAAAAGCUUGUGGCAAUGAUGGCCGCCAUGGGAGAUGAUAAUAAAGAGCUUGGCGUGGUGAAGAACCGAGAUGGGAUGACGGCGCUCCACCUCGCCGCCCGGUUUGGGAACAGGGAGGUGGCUGAAAUCCUUGUUGGGAAGAACCCUAAUCUCCUCUAUCAAAGGUGCAACAGCGGUCUUCUCCCCAUCCAUUACGCAGCUUGCAAUACUCGGAGAAGCCUGGAGGUGUUUCGCUAUUUCUGGGGUGUCACUAAGGACGAUGAAGAUACGGAAGUUAAUCCAUAUGCAGGCCCAACUGGUGCCACCAUCCUUGUUAACUUAAUCAAGUCUAAAUUCUAUGUGGUGGCAAAGGAGUUGGCUGAUAAAUACCCUGCUUUGACUUGUCAUCGGACACUAGACAAGGAAACAUCUCCUUUGGAGGCCAUAGUCAAAUACGAUUAUCCUAUCUUCAACAAAACUAGUCUAAGUUUUUGGCAAACUUCAAUAAAACAUGCGUUGUUGUCGAAGAAAAGUAUAAAGGAAAAAAUGUUGAAGCACGAAGAAGCAGUGAAGCUUGUAAAAUGCUUGUGCGAUAAACUCAAAACCCUAAAUGGCACACAAGUUGCCUCACUCGCAAAAGAAGCAAUAAUUCAAGCAGCAUACUUGGACAUUGAAGAGGUGGUUGAAAACAUUGUGGAAGCAUAUCCUGCCACGGCUUAUUACAAAGACAAAAAUGGGCGAAAUAUACUUCACAUUGCAGUAGAGAAUCGCAGCAUAAACGUUUAUAACCUUAUUUGUGGAACCAAUGUGCUUAAGCAUGAUUUAGUGGAUGAAAAAGACAACAAUGGAAACACCAUUGUGCAUUUGGCUGGGAAAUUGGCACCUUCACACAAACUCAACUCGAACCGCGGCAUCGUUUCUGGGGCAGCUCUACAAAUGCAGCGGGAGAUGCGAUGGUUUAAGGGAGUGAAAAAGACUGCACCACCAUAUUUCUCAUCACUGAGAAAUAAAGAUGAGAAAACACCAAAGAUGGUGUUCACGGAUGAGCAUAAGGACCUGAAAAAGGAAGGAGAGAAAUGGAUGAAGGAAACAGCAACUGCAUGCUCCAUUGUAGCAGCGCUGAUUGUUACUGUGGUGUUUGCCGCUGCUAUUACAGUCCCCGGCGGCAACAGUGAUGGUGGCUUUAACGCUACAAUUACAGUUCCACGGCUCAACAAUGGCAGUGGCUUUAGCGGUACAAUUGCUACCGUGAAUAAUAACAAUAAUAAUGCUUCAAGUAAUGGCACAAUUAUAGAUUCCAUUGAAAAAACCCCCGAUGAGGGCCUCCCCAUCUUCUCCAGAAAGGAUGCUUUCAGAAGCUUUUAUGUCUUCAAUAGUGUCUCUCUCUUUACGGCCGUUCCUUCUCUCUUGCUCUUCUUGUCCAUCCUAACUUCGCGCUAUGCCGAAGAAGAUUUCCUGCACCGUCUUCCCUUGAAGCUAAUCGCGGGCAUCAUCACUUUGCUGGCUUCGGUUAUCUUUAUGAUGGGCUCCUUUUCUACCACAGUUUAUAUGGUGUUUGGUAAGACUGUUCUAUCGGUUCGUGUUCUUUUGAUGCGCCGACGGGAGAAGAAUGAAGAAGCAACAGCCAGCCAGCAACAGCAGGCCGGCUCCUCACACGGAAAACUCGGCGAUGAACUAAAGAAGCAACCAGUGCAGCCGGACGGAGGAAGAAUGGAGACAGGAGUCACAAUGGCGCCGCUGAAGGAGGGGAGGGAGAAGUCAACUGUUCGCCGGAAAACCCAGCACGGCUCCGCCAUCUCGCCUUGCUGCAACGCCUAG